Molecule: messenger RNA, 749 nt
Organism: Pungitius pungitius (ninespine stickleback)
Lineage: Eukaryota; Metazoa; Chordata; Actinopteri; Perciformes; Gasterosteidae
Gene: cenps
Product: centromere protein S
Exons: 5
Coding region: 146-526 (126 amino acids)
Biological process (GO): resolution of meiotic recombination intermediates; replication fork processing
Cellular component (GO): FANCM-MHF complex
Molecular function (GO): protein heterodimerization activity; chromatin binding
Source: RefSeq, a predicted model, not a curated record
AGUUUUUUUUGUUUUUGUCUCGAAAUAUGUGUUCGUAAUUUAGCGUUAACGUUCUUGUUAUUUUAUUUUAUUUUUGUUCGUCACGGUUUCAUUCUGGGAAAACUAUCCCGACGUUUUCUUCUCACUCGACAGCGAAGAACAGAACAUGUCCGUCGAUAGAGACGAGACUCAGCAGAGGUUAAAGGCAGCGGUCCAUUACACCGUGGGUCGCCUGUGUCAGCGGAUGGGAGAGGAGCACCGGAGACCGUUCAGCCGACAAGUCGUGGCGGCCAUAACCGAGACCGCGUUCAGGCAGUGCGAUAUUUUUGCUAAAGACCUGGAGGCCUUCUCACGGCACGCUAAAAGAAGCACGGUGUCUCCGGAUGAUGUAAAGCUCGUAGCCCGUCGUAGUACCGCAUUGUCUGUCUACAUACAAAAUAAAAGUGAAGAACUGAUCCAGGAGCAGAGGGAUUUGAAAAAGAAGAAUACUGGGAAGAAGAAAAGCAGAGACAUUGAGGAGGAGAGCAGAGAAUUAAGAGUGGAAUAAAGAGUCUCACUGGUUGCCAACAUUCAAAUAAACAAUGUUUACUUAUACAGGACAUUAGAUUACGUGUCAUUAACGGUGCCAUAUUUUAUGAAAAUUAUGCAUUUCAACUUUCAAGAGUUCUACCAAAUAAAUCUGAUACAUACCUACAUUUUGAAUGAAACAACUUUUGUGAGUUGUUGUGAUGUCAUAUUGUAGCGCACUGGCACAUUAAGUAUAAAUAAAG